This is a messenger RNA of Epinephelus lanceolatus (giant grouper), 2467 nucleotides long. The record is from RefSeq and is a predicted model, not a curated record. Lineage: Eukaryota; Metazoa; Chordata; Actinopteri; Perciformes; Serranidae.
GACAGUCGGACUAAUGGGAUGUCGAACCAAUGGGCUCUCGGACCAAUGACAUGGACCCCAAAUCAGCAGCCAACACUUGCAUUAACAGUGUGUGAGCUGACUGCAUUGUUGACAUCAAAAUCAAAACAAACAUUCAAAUAAUUGAAUGGAAAAUGGAAUGAUUUGAACUAAUGAUAAUAGAGAAAAACUAAGAUUUUUAUUUCGGAACAGUUAGAUUGUAUUUUGGCAUGGUUCAGGGUGAUUGGUGGGGAAGUUAGCAUCUAUGAUUCUGUUCUCACAGAAACUACAGGGCCUUGCCGUAAUGCUGCCAUCAGCCUGUCAGUGGCCCCUGUCAAAAAGACACUUAGCCGCCGGCCCCUGUCAAACGAUACUAGGCUUUAUGACUUUUCUGGGGGAAACCCUGUAUCCAAUAUUUUAUACCAACGUGAAUCAAAUAACUAUGUGUAAAAGAAGUGGGGACAAAAGGAAAUAUUCGGCAGCUAUCAGGGCCUUUUAGCCUCUGUUAGAAUAUUGAUUUGGUUUUACAGCUCAUUUGGUAGGGUGGGGGGUCUGAUUCUGGACCGCUCUGACUCACUGCCAGGUCAGCAAACCUUCUGUUGUUCUGUUGCUGCCGUGCCGUUACACAGGUGACCCAGAGCUACAGCUGGCCAAUAGCCCACUGUGACCCCAGCGCUGGGGUUUGUGCUGGCUGAAAUGGAGUCACUACAGCACUAAGGACUGAAGGUCAAAGUGGCGGGGAGUGAGGUAGAGGGAGGUAGCAAGGUGGCCUACUGUAGCCAUGAGGGGGCCCCAUUCUCUGGGCUGUUUGGGUCCAAAUGUUUACCCAGAGGUGCCUGAUGGUGGCUGGGGCUGGGCUGUGGCCGCGACCUUCUUCUUGGUGGAGGUCUGCACCUAUGGGACCCUCAAGAGCCUGGGCGUCUUCCUUCAGGAUCUGAUGGAAGAGUUCGGGGAGAGCAACAGCCGAGUGUCAUGGGUCAUCUCCAUCUGUGUCUUCAUCUUUACCUUCACUGCCCCCCUGUCCACGAUGCUGAGCAACCGCUUUGGCUAUCGUCCUGUGGUGAUGAUGGGAGGCUUCCUUAUCAGCCUGGGAACCAUCACCUCUGCCUUCGUCAGCUCCAUCAAUGAGAUGUACAUCACCAUCGGUAUUGUCUCAGGCCUCGGCUACUGCCUCAGCUUCCUUCCCACCGUCACCAUCCUAGCCCAGUACUUCUCCAGGCGGCGAGCACUUGUCACCUCCGUUGCUUCAUCUGGCGAAUCCUUCGCCAUAUUCAUGUUUGCUCCUGCCCUCACUAAACUGAAACAACACAUUGGCUGGCGCUACUGUCUGGUUGUCCUCGGCAUCUUUCAGGCUUUGGUGAUUGGCUGUGGGCUUCUCCUUCGUCCAAUCAUUAUUGAGCCGGAGCCUGGAAAGGAGGAUGGUGAAUCAGACAAAGAAUCUCUCUCUCUAAAGCAGCUUGAGGCUGUUUACGAGCUGGAGAAUGAACAAACCAGGACCUCCAUCAGUUCAGGAAUCUCCCAGGGUUCAGAGGACUCAGGUGUCACCUCCCUUUCUGCUUCAAACGUAGACCUGAGGACUGCAGGAGCUGGGGAGGUGCAGGACACAGGGGACAAAGAGCUGUCACUGUCUUCACCCCCCACCCCUGUCAAGGAGGAUAAGAGCGAACUGGCAGAAGUAGAGGUAAUGGUAGAGGCAGGUGCUCUCCAUCCUUCUAGCCCCAAACUUCUGGACUUCUCUGUGCUUAAAGAUGGUGCCUUCAUCUGGUACUCCCUCUUUGGCUUGUUCGCCACGCUGGGCUUCUUUGCCCCACAGCUCUACAUCAUCGAACUGAGCAAGAGCCGGGGUGUGGAACCCAGCAUGGCCUCCUGCACGCUCUCCGUGAUGGCUGUGGCCGAGAUCUUUGGCCGUUUGUCCAUUGGGGUGGUGUUGAACAAAGUCCGCUGCAAGAAGACCCUGGUGCUACUGGGCUGUGUGAUUCUGCUGUGCCUGGUGCUGGUGGCCUUCACUAUUGUGUGGGAGUUCUGGGGCCUAGUAGUCUGCUGCGCCCUUUAUGGCUACUUCAUGGGCACCGUCGGCUCCACUCACAUCCCAAUGCUGGCUGAGGAGGACGUGGUGGGUAUCCACAAGAUGGCAUCAUCUGUGGGAGUGUAUGUCUGUAUCCAGAGCUUUGCUGGGCUGGCAGGGCCGCCACUAGGAGGUGUGUUGGUGGAUGUCACACAGAAUUACGGUGCUGCCUUCUAUUCCUGUGCGGUGGGAAUGGGCCUCAGUGCUAUUUGCCUGGCUCUAGUCGGCCCAGCCAAGUCUGCCAUGUGUCAAAGACAGAGCAGAAACAAAGAGGAAGGCAUGAGCAGAGAGGUGGAGAAAAUAUCUCAGGACAGUGAACAAGCAGACUUUUUGGAGGUGGACUUGGCCCUGGAGGACAGUCCUGUCAGAAAGGCUGUUGAUCAGGAUAAUGCCUCUGUAAUAUGA